Aegilops tauschii subsp. strangulata is the source of this 357-nucleotide messenger RNA. RefSeq names its product putative cysteine proteinase inhibitor 7. Gene Ontology annotation, molecular function: cysteine-type endopeptidase inhibitor activity. The record is from RefSeq and is a predicted model, not a curated record. Lineage: Eukaryota; Viridiplantae; Streptophyta; Magnoliopsida; Poales; Poaceae.
AUGAGGACCAGCCUCCCCCUUGUCGUCGGCGUCGGCGUCGGCAUCGUCAUUUGCUCCAUCAUCAUGCCCGCCACGGCGAUAUCGAUGCCUGGAGCGUGGGAGUACUGCAACGUCGACGCCCUGAAGAUGCAGGAGCUCGGGAAGUGGGCAGUGGCGGAGCACGUCAAGAUGGCGAACGAUGGCAUCCGAUUCAUCGAGGUGUGGGGCUGCGAGGAGCAGGUUGUUCAAGGCGUUAACUACCGUGUCUUCCUCCACGCGUUCCACAACUCCGGCGAGAAAGGCCGAUUCCAGGCGGGCGUGUACGAGGGGGCGUCGAGCAGUGUACGCAAGCUCGUCUCCUUCGACCCGAUCAUGUAG